AUGUUCUAAAAUCCAACUUGUUUGCCCUAAAAUAUUUUUUCAUAAGGUAGAGGUAAAUUUUAGUUUUAAAUAUAUUAAGUUCAAAGUGGUUUAAACUUAAAUAGAGAUUAACGAAGAAAAGCUAUUGAUCAUUAUUCAUAUGCAAUAGAUUAAGUAAUUGGUUAAGGAUUUAGCAGUACAGUUUAUAAAGGAAGAGACGAAAAAACUUUAUAAAAUGUAGCUGUCAAAGUAAAAAAAAUUAGUUGUUUAGGUAAUUGAUAUGAAGAGGUUAAACAAAUCAAUAUAAACACAAUUACUAAAAAAUGAAAUAAAUGCAUUGAGAUAGUUCAAUCAUUAGAAUAUUCUAAAGCUUUUUGAUGUGUGUUAUUCUUAAAAUAAUACAUAUAUAAUCACAGAAUUUUGUGAUUCGGUAUAAUCCUGAU
Paramecium sonneborni is the source of this 422-nucleotide messenger RNA. The record is from the annotation of a GenBank genome assembly. NCBI's taxonomy places the organism in Eukaryota, Ciliophora, Oligohymenophorea, Peniculida, Parameciidae.